UAUCACGUGCGUGGCCAACAAAGUCCCAUGCGCAGUGUAGGACGCCAUCUUGGAUUGGCUACGCGUCCAUUCAACCGAUCAGUCGCCAUUCACGCCAGGCGCCAACUGGAAAGAUAAACCAUAAAACAAGUCUUUAAUCAUCAAUUUUAUUAUAGUAUGGAGGAAAAUACAGACAAGUUCGACUUGGAAUUCGACACGGAAAAGUUCAUAGAGGAAAUAAAGAAUAGACCGGCGAUAUGGGACAGUGAGUCGCCGGAAUACGCCAAUCGUGAGAUGAAGAAGAAGGCUUGGGAAGACGUCAUCAAUAUUUUUGGCGGGGAAAACUUAUCCUCCUCUCAACGGAGGAUUAUGCAAAUCACUAUGCGAAGGAAAUGGAAAGGUCUCCGAGGUUGUUUCACCAGAGAGCUCAGAAGACAAGAGAACCUGAGAGUCAGCGGCGACCCGGGGGCCAGGAAAUCUGAAUACACUCACUUCAAGCAACUGUUGUUCCUGCGAAAUGUCGUCACCACUAAAACAUCUACUUCUGAAAACGAUGAAUACUUGCAAUACGAAGUACCCAUAGCCACAACCGUCAAGAAGGAAAAUCCAAUCGAUAAAGAAUAUAACUCUGAAGAUAAUGAACCAGAAUUCCUAGAAGAGACCAGCAGCGAAUACAGUAAAAUGGACGAAGCGAACGUUGAAUUUCUUGAUAAAGACCCCCUAAGGGAUGUUAAGCGUCUUAAACUGAAGAAACCCAGGAUUGACGCCAAGACGGAAGAUGAGGAUUUGCUGUUCCUUCUGUCGAUGUUGAAAACUUUGCAGCGCGUACCUUUCAGAAAGAAAAUGGCGACCAAAAUUAAGCUAAUGGCUGUGCUUGACGAGGCCACAAGAGAUCUUGAAGAUUAGAAAAUAAAGUUUAUUGUAUUAUUAGAUGAUUCUUACAGUUUUUCCGCAUGGAUUUAGGUUUCUUAAGAAUCCCGUGGAAAGAUUCUCCGGGAUAAAAAGUAGAUUCCGUCAAAUUGGUGUAGAGGAUCGACCGUGAAAAGUUAUAGACAC
Messenger RNA from Maniola jurtina (meadow brown), 1035 nucleotides. RefSeq lists its product as uncharacterized. Bases 157 to 885 code for a protein of 242 amino acids. Gene Ontology annotation, biological process: regulation of transcription by RNA polymerase II. Lineage: Eukaryota; Metazoa; Arthropoda; Insecta; Lepidoptera; Nymphalidae. The record is from RefSeq and is a predicted model, not a curated record. Gene Ontology annotation, cellular component: transcription regulator complex; nucleus. Gene Ontology annotation, molecular function: DNA binding. The transcript is spliced from 2 exons.